Melopsittacus undulatus (budgerigar) is the source of this 681-nucleotide messenger RNA. RefSeq names its product ribosomal protein L22 like 1 (gene RPL22L1). The transcript has 4 exons. Lineage: Eukaryota; Metazoa; Chordata; Aves; Psittaciformes; Psittaculidae. Bases 147 to 515 code for a protein of 122 amino acids. Gene Ontology annotation, biological process: cytoplasmic translation. Gene Ontology annotation, molecular function: RNA binding; structural constituent of ribosome. The record is from RefSeq and is a predicted model, not a curated record. Gene Ontology annotation, cellular component: ribosome.
CUGCCGAGGGAGGGCUGCCACUCCCAGCUGCCUCUGGCAGCGCAGGCGCUCUGCUCUGCUUGCCUGCGUGGUGACGUCACCUCCGGGACUAUAAAAGCGAGGCGAGCGGCGUGCUUCUUCCUUUGUGCGGGAGCGUGGCGGGCAGCAUGGCACCGCAAAAGGACAGAAAAUCAAAAAGGUCCAUCUGGAAGUUUUACCUUGACUUGACCCAUCCUGUGGAAGAUGGAAUCUUCGAUUCUGGGAAUUUUGAACAAUUCCUAAAGGAGAAGGUUAAGGUCAAUGGAAAAACUGGAAACUUGGGCAACACUGUUCAUAUUGAACGCCUGAAGAACAAGAUCACGGUGACAUCCGAGAAGCAGUUUUCUAAAAGGUACCUAAAAUACCUCACCAAGAAGUACCUCAAGAAGAACAACCUGCGUGACUGGCUUCGUGUUGUUGCAUCUGACAAGGAGACCUAUGAACUACGCUACUUCCAAAUCAGCCAAGAUGAAGAAGGAUCGGAGUCUGAGGAAUAAUUAAAACUUAGCUUUUUACUAUACGCAGUGUACAAAAGACAAGAACAUCUAUUUAUAAGAAUACUUAACUUAUUGGUGAAUAAAGACUUUGUACCCUGUUUGACAGAGCAUGGUUAUAGUUUUUCUAGCCUUUUUUCUAAGUUCUAAUUAAAACCAGCAUGGAGAA